AUGACCUCAGGCGUUCUGUGUUGCGCGAUAAAACAUCCAGCCACUCUGUAACUGAUAAAAACUUAACCGCUAUUGAAAUUGAGCUUGUUACGUGUGGUGAACAUUCAAGGACAGGCGCAGUCGGAUCCUUUGGAAGUUGCGUUAGGAAAAUGAACCCUAACUACUAAAGGAUAACUUUGUUUUUAAUUAAAAUUGGAGCGCAAAACCACGAAGGAUUUGUAGAUUUUAAGCAAUGAGGAAGACGACGAUAUGAAAAUAAACAUCGCAAUAAUAAUGUAACUAUGAAAAGAAUUUUUCGUUGUGCGGCAAAAAGUAAUGAAAAUGGCAUUAUCCAAUUUAUUUCGUUGUUGCUUUUUUUGCUUCCGAUUUACCGAGCUCAAAAUACCCUGGAGUGCACCGAGUUGAUAAGGAAUAAUAAAUGUUCAUGUUAUACAUUUGAAGAUGCUACUUAUCUUGAUUGUCAAGAUACAGUCAUAAAGAAUAUUAAAAAUGCUCUCAAAAGAGUAACAAAUGUAUAUUCUUUUUCUAUUUACGAUCUCGACGGCAGCGAAGAAGCUUUGGGACCACAUUUUAUACCGCAAGGCGCUUGUAUCAAACAUAUACACAUAUCGCGAACUAAUAUAAGAGACAUGGACGAUGAAACAUUUAUGCCACUGAGAAAGUGCCUUGAAACAUUAAGCAUUGUAUCCAGCAAAAUUAAAUUCAUACCACAAAAAGCACUCUCCGGCAUGCUAAAACUAAUGUCUCUUGAUUUAGUUUCAAACAAUAUUGAAGAAAUUCAAAGCUAUAGUUUUUAUGGCCUACCAUUAGUAAAAUUAAAUAUUAAAGGAAAUAUAAUUCGGCGCGUAUCUGAUACUGCAUUUAUAACUUUAGAGUCGACACUUUCUGAAAUAGAUCUUAGUGAAAACAAUCUUACGUCAUUCCCAAUUAUUUCUUUGGCCAAUUUAAAACAUCUUCGAACGUUAAAAUUAGCUUGGAAUGAAAUACAUUCAAUCGAAAACUUAGAAAAUUCUAAUCUUUUGUCCUUAGAAUAUUUAGAUUUGGAUUCCAACAAUUUUGAAUUUAUUUCUGAAGACUGCCUUAAAUUUAGUCCGUCCCUACAAGUGUUAUCAUUUCAUUUUAAUUUUAUUUCUAACAUUCAUCAUCGAGCAUUUUAUUCACUUAUUAAUUUGAAAUCAUUAGAUUUGAGUCAUAAUAGAAUCAAAGUAUUACAUAUAAAUCUUUUUCAAAACAAUAAAAAAAUUGAAUUUAUAGAUUUAAGCCAUAACCAUUUGCAUCAUAUUCAUGGCCUACUUUGCAAUAUGCCGUCUCUUAGUAGAGUAUUUUUAAGCCAUAAUAAUAUACUUGAAGUGCCAAUAGAUUCUUUUUUUAAUUCUAGUAAAAUUAGUAUAAUACACUUAGAUAAAAAUUGCAUACAUACUAUAAAUAGUGAGAGUUUUAGUGACUUAGAAAAUUUAGAAGAGUUGCAGAUAGAUUUCAACUAUUUAAAUCAAGUGCCACAUAGUAUUUUGUCAAACAAUAAGAAUUUAACAAAAUUAAGAUUAGACAAUAAUAAAUUUAGUGAUUUAAAUAAUAACACAUUAGUUUCUCUAAUAAAUCUGAAAGAUCUUAGAAUUAAUAAUAACGAGCUCAAACAUAUUGCAAAAAAUAUUUUUAACAAUUCAAUUUACUUAGAGGAAAUUCAUUUAAACCAUAAUAAAAUAACUUCCAUUGAGUCUGGGACUUUUGAGAAAAUGUCGAAUCUUAAAUUUAUAGCAUUACAUAAUAAUAAACUAAUAGAUAUCGACAAUAUAUUACCCAUAAAUUCUCAAUUAACAUUACUUUUUCUCGAAUUCAACCAAUUAUCUUCUAUAAGUCAUGUAGUACUGGGACCACAAAGAAGGCUACAUCAACUGAACUUAAAAAAUAAUCACUUAAAAUUUUUAUCAAAAGCAACGUUCAGUAAUCUUACGUACCUCACGCGAUUAGAAAUGAGUCAUAACGAACUUUUAAUAAUCGAUGAUUUUUCGUUUCAACGUUUGAAUUCAGCGCGAUAUUUAGACUUGCAGCAUAAUAAAAUUAAAAAUAUAACAUCUUAUACUUUUUUUGGUUUAAGCGAAUUAGAAGACUUAGACCUUUCAAAUAAUAAAAUAGUUUUUAUUUUUGAUAUGGCUUUUAAUACUUUGAAGAAACUAAGAAGCAUAAAUUUAUCUUUUAAUCCCUUAAAAAUUCUUAAUAAAAACCUAUUUCAGCAGGGAUUGCCCCUAAGUUCUCUGUUAUUAGAUAAUUCAGAAAUAGAACUAAUAGAAAAUGGUACUUUUCAAGGCUUAAACAAUUUAAAAUAUCUUUCCCUUCGGAACAAUUCUCUAAAAUCUAGUGAUUUAAUGUGUCUUGACAUCCCGGGCUUAAAGUAUUUAUCACUAUCAUAUAACAUUCUCGAUCAUUUACCUGUAGAAACAUUUUUAAAUCUUCCACUUUUAGAAAUCCUUUUACUGGAACACUGUAAUAUAGAGAAAAUUAUAGAAGGUAGUUUCAUUAAUAACAAUAAUCUCUUUAAAAUAAACAUUGCACAAAAUAUUAUCAGUGAUAUACCGGACAAGUUAUUUAGUUCAUUUAACUCAAUUACUGAAUUAAAUAUUAGUAACAAUUUUUUAGAUUAUAUACCAUACAGUAUGUUGGAUAACUUCACUUUAAUAGAGACACUUGAUAUAGCCGAUAACUUAAUACCUAAAAUUGAAAUAAGUGGUUUAGAGAAACUUACCAAAUUAAAGUCUUUAAUAUUACGUAAGAAUGAAAUACAGACAAUUUCGUGUAGUAAAAAAAUUAUACUAAAUGAAUUAAUACAAUUUGACAUUAGUUUCAACAGACUAGACAAUUUACCUGAAUUUAUAUUUGAUAAUUUUCCAAAUAUUCAAAACAUUAAUAUCUCACACAAUAACAUAAUGCACUUCGAUUUUUUACUUUCUUAUAAAAAGGUAGGGGUAUCAUUGAUCAAUAUAGAUCUAAGUAAAAAUCCAGCAGUAAGUUGGACAUCAACAAGAAAAGUAGACAAUAGUACCCUUAUAGACAGUUUAUAUGAACUACACAUUAGCUUAACAAAUCUGACAAAUAUUGAAGAUAUCACGUUUGAAUUAUUUACAAAUUUACAACAUCUUUAUUUGCAAUUUAAUAAGAUUCGACGUUUAUCGAUAAGCCCAUUCUCUAAAUUAGUUUUUCUUGAGAGUUUAGAUUUAAGUUUCAACAGAAUUACUCAUUUAAAAACAAGCAACUUUCGUGGUCUAAUUAAAUUAAAUUCAUUGUGUCUUUCUAAUAACAAUAUAGAAUCUAUGGAAUCUUUCGAUGAAGAUUUAAGUAAUCUGAAACUUUUAGAUCUUUCGUAUAAUAAAUUACAAAAUAUAAUAAAUGAACAUUUAAUUAAUUUAAAAGAAUUAACGGUCCUAAAUCUAUCUUUCAAUAAUUUAAAGUAUUUAUCAGCUACAGCAUUUAAUAAUUUAAAUAAAAUAAUUCAAAUCGAUCUGGAACACAAUAAACUUCAAACUAUACCUCUGGAACUUCUUACGUCAAUAGAAACUCACAUUCAAGAUAUAUUAAUAAAAGAUAAUAUAAUUAUAUGUCGAUGUCAAAAGAAUAAUACCUGGACUUGGAUACAAGAUCACCCAAAAAUAUUUAAGUCAUACGAAGUGAUUUGUUUUAACGAAGAUUAUCCGAAAGAAAAAUGCGAUUUUCCUUUGAUCGUUCAAUUGUCCAUUGACAAACAUAAUGAUAAUUCUAUUUUAUUAACAUGGUUAAUAAGAAAUCGUACAGCGAUAAAGGCUCUUAAAAUUUUGUAUUACAAUGAAAACCUAGACUCCGAUGUAAAACUGAAAGAUGUUGAUAAAAAUUCAAGUUCGUUCCUUAUAACUAAUCUUCUACCAAAUAUGAAUUACAUUGUAUGCGUCUUAACCGUGUAUGAAAAUACGAUGAUAAAUAUCGAUGAAGAGAAUAUAUCAGUGAUUAAUGAAACAGAUCACGGAUUAAUCAACAUUACGUCGAAAAUGAGACGCAACAUCGCGGCCUCUAUAAUCGCGCAAUCACCAGCUAGUGAAUGUGUUUCUUUUGAUACGAACAGAAAACCUUUAGCUAAAAUUAAAACAAAUAAGGGAUUCAAAAUGUCUUCUAUUUUAAAUAGACGCACUGGUUUAAUUGUAGGUUGUUGUUUAGGUUUUGUAGUAUUUUUUGUCAUGGUCACUGUUUUAUUAUACACUAAGUUUAAAGAAAGAAAACGUAUAGCCAAAUCCGAUCCAGCUUGGUCAGAAAUGAAUGACUAUCAUUCUCUGCAGAGUAAAGAAGAUAUUUUACAGCAUUCAACGACAGCCUCUACGGAUAAUAUCUUAUUAGGAAUGACAAAAAAUCGCAAUAUAUCUUUCGAAAAGAUAAAGUAAAUUUGAGAAUAGUGUUGAAUAUUCAAUUUUGACUCGCAAUUAUUAUCGUUUAGUUAUAUAUUGAUAGAUACAAUUUUUAAAAUUAUGACAAUAGAUGCUGUAAAAUGAUUACUUU
This is a messenger RNA of Vanessa atalanta (red admiral), 4515 nucleotides long. Its product is annotated as chaoptin-like. The coding region runs from base 282 to 4400 and encodes 1372 amino acids. The record is from RefSeq and is a predicted model, not a curated record. Gene Ontology annotation, molecular function: protein binding. Lineage: Eukaryota; Metazoa; Arthropoda; Insecta; Lepidoptera; Nymphalidae. The transcript has 5 exons.